AUGCUUGUCGCUAACAAGCAGUUGCCUCUUGGUCGCUCCCACAGUUGGGAUACUUUAGGGGGGAAUGAGGGUCAGUGGGACAGGACUGAGAGUGCAUAUGAGCAGCAGGCGAGAAUAGCUGGCCGGCGGAGUUCUCUUUCUUACGGAGAGGGAGGUGGGUGGUACGAGCCUGCUCCAGGGGUGCGUCCUCCUGACCUGGAUUCAAAACGUGAAGUAUAUUCUUACCAAGACUCAUCGUACGGACAAGUGUACACGGACCCACGAGGGGUAAGAAAGGGUUCUGUACCUGAUCUCAACCACUACGAAAGGGGGCCCAUGGCUCAUAGAGGAUCUAUUUCGCAUCAGGAUUACUAUUCCCAUGACCCAGCCAUGACACCUCGCCCCCCUGAAGCUUUCUACAGAGCGGAGCACCAUCCACCACCUCCUCAUCCUCUCAGUAGGUCUGGCUCACAUUAUGGCAUGACACCUGCUGCUCGAGCUGCCUGGGACCAUGGACCGGGUGGCAGAGCAGGACCUCAGGGCCCUUCAUCACCUCUCCCUCCUCCACCCCCUCCACCAACUGCUCAUGAGUUGAACAGAGCUUAUAGGGAACAUGGUACUCCCAAAAUCAUGGCUGAUGGACAACAACGGAUACCGUCACGAGCUCCAUCACCUGCACAUUAUCCUUUGGAUCAUGCCUCUCCGCGCUAUGCAGGUGAGCCUCCCCCCGUGACCGGACAGGUUUAUACUGAUGUGAAUGGGCGGCCAUUGGAUCCACAACAGCAGUCAGCCACCUGUCUGGUGGUUGAACCCGCCAGUCAGGGCAUGGCUUUGAGGCAAGACACCGCUACAACUUACAGUGUUCAACAACAACAGCAAUUACAUCAACAACAAAUUCAGCAACAACAAAUUCAGCAACAACAAAUUCAGCAACAACAAAUUCAACAACAACAAAUUCAACAACAGCAGAUUCAACAGCAACAACAGUUACAACAGCUUCAGCAACAGCAGAUACAACAGCACCAACAGCUACAGCAACAACAACUUCAACAGCAAGAUCAAAUGCAGCAACAUCUGCAGCAGCAGCCCCUCCCCACUGCAGUCACAGUGCCCAUGCCUGACCCUAAUCUUCCUCUGGCGAAUCCUCAUCCUGUUGCACCUGUCCCAGUACAGACCACAGCAGUCCUCCCCGCUCCUGCCCCGGUCCAGGCUGUAGCAGCUCCUCCACCUGUCACACCACUGCCUGCUCCUGUCCCUGUUCCACUUCCUCCUGCCCCACAGACUCCCCUGCCAGUAGACCCCAAGAAGCCCGCUGAUCCUGAGUUUCUGGCUUUGUUGCGUAAUGAGGGCCUGUCCGAGAGUACCAUCUCUUCUCUUAUUCAGCAAGGCUUUGAUUCUACGAGCAUGCUUGUAGUUAUGGAGGAGAAUGAUGUCCGGACUGUAGCACCUAACCUUGGCCAGGCGCGUGUAUUAUCUCGGGUUGUUCAAAAUUACAAGCGCCCUGUUGAAAUCCCACCAGUGUUAUCACAGCCACAGACGCCAAUGCGAGGGCGUUCAAAUAGUUUUAGCCAUCGCUCAGACAUCUAUGGCCAGCAACAGCAUCCUCACCCAUCACAUCCUCCACAAACGUUGACUGUAGAUCCACAACUUUUGCCCCCACAAACUCCUGGUCCCAUGCAAACAAUCACCCCAAGAAUGGGAGACACAGUGGGCCGGAGGCCCAGCAGUGCCCCCUCUCAGCAUCUAUUAGAGGCAUCAGCUUUUCCUGGACCGCCCCCUCGCUCCCCAGGGCCAUAUGUGGGAGCCAUGAUGCCUGUUCAGUCAAGACCAAUGUCUGCAUACUCUUCAGGAGUGACUGUCCCAGGAAUGCCCAUGCAAGGUAUGCAAAUUUUGCCCCAGCACAUGUCUGGGUCUAUGCCUGCCAUUGCAGGAUCUAUGCAUCAACUGCCAACCAUGCCCCAACAAAUGCCCAUUUCAAUGCCAGCUUUACAACAGCCACCACAACAAGUACCUAAAGCUUACUCUACUAAUUACACUGUGCCCAUGGAGCUGAUGAAGAGAGACAGGAGCUUACUGCCCAUGUCGCCCAUGCACAGUCCUCACCCAAGUCCUCAGAUGAUGCGUAAAGGUGGAGGCCCUGUUCCAGACAAUGCCCUUAUCCCUGUUGGAGUCCCUGGUCAAAGCCAAAGUACUGUGCUUACUAACCAGAAGCUCAGCAGGCGAACUGGUCCGCCAGUCAUUGUUUCCACAAUGGCAUCUCCAGAUACAAGUAUUCGGCCCCAGAUAAUGAAUGGGCCCAUGCACCCACGCCCCCUAGUGGCGCUGCUGGACGGGCGCGACUGCACCGUGGAGAUGCCCAUCCUCAAGGACCUGGCCACAGUGGCUUUCUGCGAUGCUCAGUCCACACAAGAGAUUCAUGAAAAGGUGCUCAACGAAGCGGUGGGAGCCAUGAUGUACCACACCAUCACACUGACCAGAGAG
Molecule: messenger RNA, 2460 nt
Organism: Periophthalmus magnuspinnatus
Lineage: Eukaryota; Metazoa; Chordata; Actinopteri; Gobiiformes; Gobiidae
Product: ataxin-2 homolog
Exons: 3
Source: RefSeq, a predicted model, not a curated record